UGGGGUUUCUGUGUUCUUCGCGGGUCGCGCGUGGGUUGCGCUGGGACCUGGAGUUGUGAGGAGGCUGGCUGGAUGAGGUGCUGCUUCCUUCUUCGUGGGUUGAGCAAUUUUUUCCCUGACGUUUUGAAAUAGUUUAUUCUUAUCCAAUAAGAGAUUUUUCUACAGAAUCGAUGUCUUUGAUUCCAGCAACACAUUAUACAUAUACACCCCUGAAUCAGCUUAAAGGGGGUACAAUUGUCAACGUGUAUGGUGUCGUGAAGUUCUUUAAGCCUCCAUAUUUAAGCAAAGGAACUGAUUAUUGCUCUGUUGUCACGAUCGUGGACCAGACAAAUGUCAAAUUGACCUGCCUGCUCUUUAGUGGAAACUAUGAAGCCCUUCCAAAAAUUUACAAAGUUGGAGACAUUGUUCGCUUUCACAGACUGAAGAUCCAGCAAUAUAAAAAUGAGAUUCAAGGUAUCACCAGCUCUGGGUUUGCAUCUUUGACCUUUGAAGGAACUUUGAGUGCACCUGUCAUACCUCGCACUUCAAACAAGUAUUUUAGCUUUACUACUAAGGACCACAAGAUGGUAGAAGCCUUACGUGUUUGGGCAUCUUCUCAUAUUUCCCCUUCUUCGGCCUUAUUAAAAUUGUGUGAUGUUCAGCCAAUGCAGUAUUUCGACCUGACUUGUCAGCUUUUGGGCAAGGCAGAAGUGGAUGGAGCAUCAUUCCUCCUAAAGGUGUGGGACGGCCACAGGACACCCUUCCCGUCUUGGAAAGUUCUGAUACAAGACCUUGCACUGGAAGGUGAUUUAAAUCAACUCCAUCAACUGCAGAAUCUGACGAUAGACAUCUUAGUGUAUGAUAACCAUGUUCAAGUGGCGAGAUCUCUGAAGAUCGGAAGCUUUCUUAGAAUCUAUAGUCUCCACACCAAACUUCAGUCACUGAACACAGAGAGCCAGGCGACACUGCUGUGCCUGGAGUUCCACCUGCACGGAGGCACGAGCUAUGGCCGCGGGAUCACAGUCUUGCCGCAGAAUAACUCUGAUGUGGACGAGCUGAAAAAGGCGUUAGAAUCUGCAGACUGGACCAGUCAGCACUCCGAUCGCUUCUGUCCGUCAGAACACGAGGACAGCUUUCCAACUCCUUCAAGCUCUGGGUCCGUAUCGCUGUACGAGCUGGAGAGAUGCCAGCAGCUGUCUGCCACCAUACUCACUGAUCAUCAGUAUUUGGAGAAGACCCCACUGUGUACCAUUUUGAAACAGACUGCUCCUAAACAGUAUCGCAUCCGAGCAAAGCUAAGAUCCUACAAGCCGAAACUCCUCUGUCAGUCUGUUAAGCUACACUGCCCUAAGUGCCAUUCACUGCAAGAAGUUCCACAUGAGCGCAAUUUGGACAUAAUUUUGCAAGAGAGUGCACCCAAAACCCCAGAUACCAAACUACACAACACAUCACUGUAUGAUUCAAAACUGUGGCCCACCAGGGAGCAAGGGGGGCGGCACGUGGCCGUGCACUUCGUGAAACACGGUGGCGUCCUCCCGCUUGCCAGCGACUGUGUGAUUCUCAUAGAAGGAGGUACAGUCUGUGAAAUCUAUAAACUCGCUGGCAAGUUCCAUAGUGUAAUUCCUGUGCGAUCUGGCCCGGAAGAUCUGGAACUCCUGGACCUUUCAGCACCAUUUCUCGUACAAGGAAGGGUACUCCACUAUGGAUGUAAGCAGUGUUCUACUUUGCGACCAAUACAAAGUCUGAGUUCUCUGGUUGAUACAGCAUGGACUCCUUCCACUGUGGCAGAAGUGCUGGGUGUUGUGCCCCUCCAGUAUGUGUUUGUCAUGACAUUCACUUUUGAUGAUGGGACUGGAGUGUUGGAAGCCUACCUCAUGGAUUCUGACAAAUUCUUUCAGAUCCCAGCAUCAGAAGUUCUGGUUGAUAAUGACUUCCAGAGAAGUGUGGACUUAAUUAUGGAAAUGUUUUGUCCUCCAGGAAGAAAAAUUGAUGCAUAUCCGUGGUUGGAAUGCUUCCUCAAGUCAUACAACGUGACGAAUGGGGCGGAGCAGCAAGUUUGCUAUCAGAUUUUUGACACCACAGUUGGAGAAGAUGUUAUCUAAUAUUCCUGUGCUGAAAAAACCAGCUAUCAGGAGUAUAAAAGAAAAAAAGAUUAAAUAAGCUAGGAUUGUGUUUCCAUUGACUCUUAAAGUCCUCCCAGAGAAGUCAUUUUAUCUCCUUACACCCGAAAUUGUUUAUCCACCAUGGUUCCUCUGACAUCCACAUCUCUGAUCAGAAGUCUUGCUCUGUCCUGAUUACUGUAGCAGCAGUGUUCAUUUCCACAUGGAUGUGGAGUUAGAAAAUGUUCCUUUCUUAAGUUACCUUUUAGGGACUAGCAACCACUGAUUUUGUUAUAUUUGUGCUUGGAAAGGUAUUUGUCUAAAAGCGCCCCAGGGACCUGCCAGAGCGAUCUGCUUCAGGUUGAAGUGGCAGAGUGUACCCUCUGGGUGCUCAUGUGGCCAUCCCAAGGUCAGUGCUUCCUUAGACCUGGACCAUGUACCCUGAGUGCGUGUUUUCUACGAUGUUAGUGCCUAUUUCACAGUAGUCAGAUUUGUCAUGCUAGGGACCUUAACAUCAAAACUAUACCUCUCCUACUUUUAAGGCCUCACACAGGAGAGUACAGCUCACC
This is a messenger RNA of Ochotona princeps (American pika), 2647 nucleotides long. It is a transcript of the gene POT1, whose product is annotated as protection of telomeres 1. The transcript has 16 exons. Gene Ontology annotation, cellular component: chromosome, telomeric region; nuclear telomere cap complex. Gene Ontology annotation, molecular function: telomerase inhibitor activity; G-rich strand telomeric DNA binding. NCBI's taxonomy places the organism in Eukaryota, Metazoa, Chordata, Mammalia, Lagomorpha, Ochotonidae. The record is from RefSeq and is a predicted model, not a curated record. Gene Ontology annotation, biological process: regulation of telomere maintenance via telomerase; telomere capping. The coding region runs from base 171 to 2081 and encodes 636 amino acids.